CGUCAUAACCGGAUGUUGAUACCAGCUUGGAGCACAGCGCAGACAGGAACAGCUGAAAAAGAACAACAAAGCCGCGACGACGACGGUAAAAACAACAGAUGUGCGUCUAAAAUACACCUAAAACAUCGGUGACAUCUUCGCUGGUGGGGACAUUGUGUGCCACUGAAACACAUUUAAAAAGCACCAUUCAAAGCUCAGCUGCCAUCUACAGUCAACAAACCUCAUGACAAGCCAGCUAGGAACAAAAACAUUAUAAAGAUGGUCACUGCCUGAAUUUCUGCUGCAUUGCAACACCUGACAUGGGUAAUGAGGACAUGUGUUAAACACAGGAAAGGGAUUGUGUUGGGCCGUAGUUCAGUCGCUGCCAAAGAUAAGACGAUGGGACGCAUCUUCUUGGACCACAUUGGCGGCACUCGCCUUUUCUCCUGUGCCAACUGUGACACCAUCCUGACCAACAGGUCUGAGCUCAUCUCAACACGCUUCACAGGAGCCACAGGCAGAGCUUUCCUCUUCAACAAGGUGGUGAACCUCCAGUAUAGCGAGGUGCAGGACAGAGUGAUGCUCACCGGCAGACACAUGGUGAGGGACGUCAGCUGCAAGAACUGCAACAGCAAGUUGGGUUGGAUCUAUGAGUUUGCCACAGAGGACAGUCAGCGCUACAAGGAGGGACGUGUCAUCCUGGAGAGGGCGCUGGUUAGGGAGAGUGAGGGCUUUGAGGAGCACGUCCCCUCAGACAACUCAUGAGCCCACGACCUUGGAUUACCUUGUGUGGGAAAGCUCACUCCCGUGUCCUCCUAUCCCUCGCCUUUAUCCCCUCUCGCUGCGCACCACCACCUGCAGACUUAGUGGUCAGUGACGUUUUGGCUUCACCCCCCCCCCCCCCCCACAUACUUUCCUUGUCUCUGGCCUUAGACCUCUGCUGAUUUAGAAUGAUUGGUUUGCUGGCUCUACUAUUGCUGAAUAGGCUUCCCAAAAAUACUUCCUGAUUUAUGUGUCACGGGGCACCACUCCAAAACAGCUGGGGACACAGAUAGGGAGUUCACUUGUUUUUAAAUGUUCGUGUACAUAAUAUCACCAGCUCACACGGCAUGCUGCACACCUUUUCAUAUAGUAAUAAAUACAUGCAUGAUACUAAACAUGGUCACAAUCACACAUACAACCUCAUUGUUUUGUUUAUUUAGAGUACUGGAGGCAGUAGAGCCGAGUAUGUUCAGCAUCCAGACGGGAGCAAAGCAGCCUUCGUGCUCUGCUCGGCAAAGUUAAACGAACCGACGGAGGUGUCACUCCACAUAUUGCUUCCUUGGGGCUUGUGCUUCUGUGUUGUGACUUUUGUCUCAAUGUAUUUGUCACUGGUGAGCACUGAAUGCAAUUAAGACCAUGAUGUUUGUUAUUUCCUUAUCAGUUACCUUUUAUUAUCCAGGAGUGUAAUCAAUUUUAGUGUUUAAGAUCUUUGUUCAUGUUCAAAUGAUGGCGUAAGGACUGCACAGAUUGAUGUCAUAUUUAAGUACUCAUUGUAGUUUACAGUUUGACCAUGAUGGGAGUUUUAUUUAGAUCUGGCUCACAUGAUGUGCAUGUAUCUUAAUUCACAUGAUAUUCUUGAUAUGUACACAAAGUGGCUGAACAGCAGACAAUCGUACAAUUGAUCCCGCAAUUUCAUUCUCCCUCCCGUUACCAUGGAUUCUGUGCGUGUGUGGUGUGCCGUGUGACGAGCAACAUGUCAACUUUGGUGACUUAUGAGGAGCGUGCACCUUCCAGCCAUGUGUCUUCAGUGUGGCGGAGGAGUAAUGUGUCUGAGACGUGAUGGAGACAUUCUCUGGCUGCCCUGCCAGCGUGAGGACAGGAUUAUGAGAGGAUGGGUCAGGCAAGCGUUUGAAAGUAGCCAGCAGACAUUGUGAGACAAGUUUAUAGACGGCCUCUGGAAAAAGAACCAACAGCAGACAGUCUCUCACCAGUUAAUACAUUAUAAUGCUGGAAACGACUCACUGAAAAUAUGUUUAAAUCAAGCCUGGACUCUAUUUAUUUAAACAGUUGACUCCCGAUGCCGUUUCUCAUGCUGAAGGACUUUCGGGAUAGUGACCCAUCCUCUUUUUAUAAUCCUAGGCUUUGGGCACAUUUGGUCAUAAGAUGACUUGUUUCUUACAACACAAAGCCGAGCGAGCUUUAAUGGAGUUCUAGUCUUUAAAGUUGAGCUUUUGUCCUCUGACUAUGCCAGAGCCUCCAUUUUAUAUCUGUGUCCUGCAAUCAAAAUGUCCAAAAAAAAUCUCAAUCUUCAUGACAUUUGAAGUUAUUUUGGGAGUGGGUUGUAGCACAGCAUCAUGGCCCUUGUGUGACAUUGUGCUAUGUCACAGUGUGCAUGCCUGCAGGCGUUUCCAGAAUGGUCCAGCUUUCACCAGUAGCACUGUUCGUGUCGCCUUUACAAGGUCAUGCAAGACCGUGCAAGUUGUCAUUUCUACUAAAUAAAAGUGACACCAUCCAUAUCCCUAAUUCAAUGCCGUGCACAGAGAAUGGCCGUGACAGAAUAUUGUUAUAAUCUUGUUGUUCUCUUUUACCAUUGUAUUGAUAGGCCAUUGUUUUUAUUUGCUUUAAUCUCUGUGGUUAUUAUUUUAUUGAUACAUUUAUCUUAUUGUAUUUUUUUCUCGGUUGAAGGUUUACAAAAAAAAAUAAAAAAUGUUUUAUGGCUAUAGCAAGGUUUUUUCUCUGAUGUGAUUUCUAAAUAAACAUGAUGUCUUGCUGGGUUACAUUCA
Cottoperca gobio is the source of this 2744-nucleotide messenger RNA. RefSeq names its product yippee-like 5 (gene ypel5). Lineage: Eukaryota; Metazoa; Chordata; Actinopteri; Perciformes; Bovichtidae. The record is from RefSeq and is a predicted model, not a curated record. The transcript has 5 exons. The coding region runs from base 307 to 744 and encodes 145 amino acids.